AUGUCUGCUCCUUAAAUUAUAAUUGAGUAGCAAUCUUAACUUAAUAGUCCAAUUGAAGUUGAUGGAGCUGUUUAUGUAGCAGCCUAAAAUGGAGAAAUAAUUUAAUACAAGGAUGGAUAAUAGAAAGUAUGAUUUACAUUCUCAAAGCAGACAUUUUUUCAUGUAGCCAGUCAACCACAUUCAAUAAAAAUGGAUAAUAAGAAUAAGGUCUGUUAUGUUGCUAACAUGGCUAGAUAAUGCAUUUAGAGGUUUAGUCAAGAUGAGAAUAACGAUGAAAUUAUUGAUUUCAUUAAUGAAUUUGAAGGGAUGCCACUUCUUGGGCCUAAUUCACUUUUACUCUCUCCCAAAAAUAGUAUUUCACAUGAUAAACAUUAGACAUGAUAUUUUUUACUGACUCUGGUCCUUUUGGAGAAACUGCAAUAGAUAACUGUAAAGGAUCAUUGUUUGCAGCUGAUUUAGAUAAUCUAACAUGCAAAGCAUUAGCUUUAUAUUGCCUUUCAUUUCCAAGUGGAAUAUGUAUGGGCAACGAUCAAAAAACAAUUUACUUAUGUGAAACAGGUAAGAAUAGAAUUCUAAGAUUUGUAUAAGCUAAUGCUGAAAUUUAUUACUUUAGGUAUCAUAAUCUAUCUUAAAUAGUGUUUAUAUUCAAUUUUAAGGAAGGUUCGGUCCCAUGGCCUGUGCUGUAUCAUCAAAUGAUCUCUUGUAUGUCGCUAGAUAUGAGUUCUCCUAAGUUACCGACGAUGGACUCAUCAGCAUAUAUAAUUAGAACGGAAUCAAUAUAGAUAAUAUCGUACUACCUCAAUAUCCUGAACUAACUGGCAUGACUUUCUCUGUGUAACAUUAUUGUUAUUAACUUUAGCUAAAAACCUGGUGUAUUGUACAUAACUGAGAAUUCAUAAAAGGGAAAGUGUUUACAGCUUAGUGUUACUCCUUCAGACAAAAAAGAUAAAGAUAAGUUUAAGUGAUGCAG
This is a messenger RNA of Paramecium octaurelia, 970 nucleotides long. Lineage: Eukaryota; Ciliophora; Oligohymenophorea; Peniculida; Parameciidae. The record is from the annotation of a GenBank genome assembly.